CUUUUGUUCUGUUCAUUUUCUCUUUCAUUCUGUAAAAUACUUUUUUGUAACACUUUCUGAUUUCAUCAUCACUACCUUUUGUUUCCUGCUGGUGCAUGAUGUAUAUCUGAGCAUUGAAACUAUGUUGUAUAAUUGUACUUACCAUACUAUAGUUCAGAUUCUGAUUUAGAUUCACAUAACAUACAUAAAGUUGUUAUUUACAUGUUGUCCUACACCAACAUCAUAUAUUAGUUCCCUAAAAGCUAUCCUUAAAUCUCAAUGCUUUUUUAGUGGAACACACAAGUAAGAGCAAUGAUUUUGGAGAAAGACAGAAUUAUCAAAAGGAGAACUAAUAUAAGAUUCUGAUUCUGAUAAUUGAAGUCACAAGAACAAAAGGAGUUCAUUAGUUUGGAGAAUUGUAUUCAAUGGACACAGAAGCUGAAACUGUGCAGCCUCAGGCUGCACCAGUAAGGGCUCAAAGGAAGAAAAUGACGAAACAAUUGACGGGGAAGCGCGACGAUACGCCGUUACAUUCAGCAGCAAGAGCAGGGAACAUGGCUUCUUUGAAGGAUACAGUUGAUGGUGCUGAAGAGGGUAAACUGCGCGAAAUAUUUGCAAAGCAGAAUCAAGGUGGAGAAACAGCACUUUAUGUUGCUGCUGAGUAUGGUUAUGUUGAUAUGGUUAGAGAGAUGAUUCAGUAUUAUGAUCUUGCUGAUGCUGGAAUUAAAGCAAGAAAUGGUUUUGAUGCACUUCAUAUUGCUGCUAAACAAGGGGAUUUAGAUAUUGUAAAGAUCCUAAUGGAAGCUCAUUCUGAAUUGUCAAUGACUGUGGAUCCAUCCAACACCACCGCCUUACACACAGCUGCAACACAAGGACAUACUGAGAUAGUGAAAUAUCUAUUAGAAGCAGGUAGUAGCUUGGCUACAAUUGCUAGAAGUAAUGGUAAAACAGCUUUGCAUUCUGCUGCAAGAAAUGGACACUUGGAGGUUGUGAAAGCGAUUCUUGAGAAGGAGCCUGGUGUUGUUACAAGGACUGAUAAAAAGGGACAGACGGCGCUUCACAUGGCGGUGAAGGGACAGAGUCUUGUGGUGGUAGAGGAGUUGAUAAAAGCAGAUCCAUCAACAAUAAACAUGGUUGAUAAUAAGGGUAAUACAGCGCUGCAUAUAGCAACCAGGAAGGGAAGAACUCAGAUUAUCAAGUUGAUACUUGGACAAAGUGAAACAAAUGGCAUGGCAGUAAACAAAAGUGGCGAAACAGCGUUAGACACAGCUGAGAAAACAGGAAAUUCUGAAGUAAAAAGCAUUCUUACAGAACACGGUGUUCAAAGCAGCAAAUCGAUAAAAUCUCAACCAAAAACAGCUGCAACCAGAGAAUUAAAACAAACAGUCAGUGACAUAAAGCAUGAAGUCCAUCACCAACUAGAACACACUCGCCAAACGCGAAGAAGCGUUCAAGGAAUCGCAAAACGUCUCAACAAAAUGCACACAGAAGGACUCAACAAUGCAAUAAACUCCACAACAGUCGUCGCAGUCCUCAUAGCAACGGUUGCCUUCGCAGCCAUCUUCACUGUCCCAGGCCAAUUCGUGGAUGAUCCAAAAAAAGUUCGUAAAGGAAAAUCCCUUGGCGAAGCAAACAUAGCUUCAGAACCUGCGUUUCUAGUAUUCAUCGUGUUUGAUUCGGUUGCGCUUUUCAUCUCCCUCGCGGUUGUGGUGGUUCAAACAUCAAUAGUUGUUGUUGAAAGCAAAGCAAAGAAACAAAUGAUGGCUAUUAUUAACAAACUAAUGUGGGUAGCUUGUGUGCUUAUAUCUGUGUCAUUUUUGGCUUUGUCAUUUUUAGUUGUGGGGAAAAAACAAAGAUGGCUUGCAAUUGGGGUAACUAUUAUUGGGACUACCAUAAUGGCUACUACAUUGGGUACUAUGAGUUAUUGGGUUAUUAGGCAUAGAAUUGAAGCUUCAAGUAUACGAAAAUCUUCAAUGGGAAGUAGGUCAAGGUCUUUUUCAGUUUCAGUUGUUAUGUCUGAUUCUGAGAUAUUAAACAAUGAGCGUACUAAAAUGUAUGCUAUUUAGAAAUUUAGAAAUUAUUAUAAUAAAAAAAUUUCACUUCCACUC
Molecule: messenger RNA, 2087 nt
Organism: Medicago truncatula (barrel medic)
Lineage: Eukaryota; Viridiplantae; Streptophyta; Magnoliopsida; Fabales; Fabaceae
Product: ankyrin repeat-containing protein At5g02620
Exons: 6
Coding region: 405-2045 (546 amino acids)
Cellular component (GO): plasma membrane
Molecular function (GO): protein binding
Source: RefSeq, a predicted model, not a curated record